Messenger RNA from Cryptosporidium muris RN66, 1482 nucleotides. RefSeq lists its product as uncharacterized. The transcript has a single exon. Gene Ontology annotation, molecular function: RNA polymerase core enzyme binding; RNA polymerase II CTD heptapeptide repeat phosphatase activity. The coding region runs from base 1 to 1482 and encodes 493 amino acids. The record is from RefSeq and is a predicted model, not a curated record. Gene Ontology annotation, cellular component: nucleus; cytoplasm. NCBI's taxonomy places the organism in Eukaryota, Apicomplexa, Conoidasida, Eucoccidiorida, Cryptosporidiidae.
AUGCACUACACGAAGGAAAAAGAAACUGACCCUGAAAUAAGGAGACGAGAGUUAGUAGAGGGCCAUGUUACUGCUAUAGAAAAAGCAAAUAAACUAUCUUUGACAUUUCAAAAUUAUCUUAUAAAUAUAUUACCAGACGAAAUAACUAGUGAUGUUAUUCAAAAUAUUAGGAUUUUCUUAAGGCCUGAUGAUUUAGAAGAAGUAUCUGUGGAGAGAAGUAGUCUAGGUAUAUGUGGCUCUAUUUUUUGCAAUAAAAAGAUAUCUUUGAAGACUCACAAUUUUAAUUGUAACUGGAAACUCGACUCCAAACAUGGAAAUAUAAUAAAAACGUCGACUUUGACUAUGUAUUGCUCUACAAUAUGUUAUUAUCAAAUAUUAAACUUUAAUCUAAAACUUUCAGACAUAUCUCCACAUUUAAGAUUUGAUACUCUUAAGAAAAUAGAAGAGUGGCUAGAUCAAAAAGAUUCUAACAAUAUUAAUGUACAUAAUAAGAGUUAUAAUCAUACAGAAACUAUACAAAAUAUAAAAGAAAAGAUUAUAAGUAGUAAACAACAAGAGGAAUCUAAUAUUAAACAGAUUUCAAUUAAUGACGUAACUAAAGAGCAAGAGAAUGAACACAAGGAUAUAGACAAAACCAAACAACUUGCUCAUAUAUUAAAACAAGUAACUACCUCAAGAAAAUAUUAUAAAUGUGAUGAUGAGGAUACUGAAAAAAAUUUGAAGGUCUAUGAAUAUCCUACAGAAGAUAUAUAUACUUUAAAUAGUGAUUUAAACAAUGAUUAUUCCUCAAAGAAUAAUGAAUAUGAUACAAUAUCUACAAUUGAAAUAUUGGAAACAAAUAUGAAAUUUCAAGAUGAAGAAGAUAAUUAUAAUAGGUCCUAUACUUUUGAAAAUAUGAACGAAAUUUUAUUAUUUGAACAAAACACUAUAAAUUUGACCAAAUUAUCAUCCAAAUAUUAUUCAUCCUUAUCAUCUCAAGCUAUUGUUAUUGAUUUAUUAACUUCACUUGUAUCAAAAAAAACUUAUGAAGUACUUUAUUCGGUGCAAAUAAGGGAAUCCCUGAAAUUUGAAUAUAUAAAGAAAUCACAAGAAAAUAACAAUGAUGACUCUACAUUGUGGGACAUUCAAGAAUUAAAAAGAAAGGAAAUUCUGCAAAAUCUGAUUAUCAACUAUAUUAAGAGUUUUAAUUGGAAUGAUCUAUCUGUAAUACGUCCCCUAUUUUUACUUAUGAAUACAUUUAAUUAUUCACUUCGUGUUCCAAAUCUAAAUCAGAAUACAGCUUAUCUUUUAAUUGCUAUACUUUACAAAGUAUUAUUAGAUAAAAAGAUAAAUAAAGGCCAAUUAUUUUGGGAGUAUAUAAAUAUAUUGGAUAAAGAAAUUAUAUGUAAGUUGGAGUAUUGGAUUAGAACUCAUCUAAAUUGCUAUGAUUCCUCAGUAAUUCAGAAUAUUGUGAAUCUAUUUAUUCAUCAAGAUUUAAGUUAA